Cydia fagiglandana is the source of this 2198-nucleotide messenger RNA. RefSeq names its product aminoacylase-1-like. The coding region runs from base 17 to 1210 and encodes 397 amino acids. Gene Ontology annotation, biological process: amino acid metabolic process. Gene Ontology annotation, cellular component: cytoplasm. The transcript is spliced from 10 exons. Lineage: Eukaryota; Metazoa; Arthropoda; Insecta; Lepidoptera; Tortricidae. Gene Ontology annotation, molecular function: aminoacylase activity. The record is from RefSeq and is a predicted model, not a curated record.
CAGUACACCUACAGCCAUGUCGUAUGCCAGUAACCCGGCCAUUGCAAACUUUGUGGAAUAUCUGCAAAUACCGAGUGUACAGCCAAACAUCAAUUAUGAUGCGUGCGUAAGUUUCCUGAAAAAGCAAGCGUCAUCGCUCGGCCUGGAAUUUGUAGUUCAUGAGAUCGUACCGAAGAAGCCAAUCGUCAUUUUAACAUGGCGAGGCUCGGAGCCGGUUCGUCCUUCGAUACUGCUGAACUCGCACAUGGAUGUCGUGCCAGUGUUCGAGAAAAGUUGGUCAUACCCACCCUUCAGUGCCCACAUCGAUAAGGAUGGAAAAAUCUUUGCCCGUGGCUCUCAAGACAUGAAAUGCGUUGGUAUACAAUACCUGGAGGCUGUUCGUAAACUGAAGGCUGCCGGAGUGCAUUUAAAGAGGACUCUUCACAUCACAUUUGUUCCAGAUGAAGAAAUUGGGGGUCAUGAUGGCAUGAUGAAGUUUGUGCAUACUCCUGAGUUUAAGGCAUUGAACGUGGGAUUCGGGUUAGACGAAGGGAUCGCGAGCCCUGAUGAAGAGUUCAUCUUGUUCUAUGGCGAGCGUAGCAUAUGGCAAAUUCACGUUCACUGCCCUGGAACGCCCGGACAUGGUUCCCUCAUUCUUCCGAACACGGCUGGUGAAAAGCUGAGAUAUAUCAUCGACAAGUUUAUGGAUUUGCGGGAACAACAAAAACGCAUCCUGGAAAGUGACCCCAAACUAACAACUGGAGAUGUGACCACGAUAAAUAUGACGCAGAUCUUUGGUGGUGUGCAAUCGAAUGUCGUUCCCGAGAAACUAAGCGUAGUUUUCGAUAUGAGGCUGGCCAUUACCGUCGACCAUGUGGAAUUCGAGAAUAUGAUCAAACAAUGGUGCAAAGAAGCCGGGGAGGGCGUGACAUACGAGUUUGAACAGCGGAAUGACAAGGUGGAGUCCACUAAACUUGACGCGAGCAACCCUUACUGGUUAGCAUUCAAAGCUGCCGCGGAUGAGAUGAAUAUUAAACUGGACUGCAGAAUCUUCCCCGCUGCUACAGAUAGUAGGUACGUUCGCAAAGUUGGUAUCCCUGCGCUGGGGUUCUCACCGAUGAACUACACCCCAGUACUGCUACAUGACCACGAUGAGUUUUUGAAGGCCGACAUCUUUUUAAAGGGCAUUGAUAUAUAUGUUAAACUGAUAACAGCUGUCGCUAACCUAUAAAUAUGCUCAUUCAUUCGAGGCACUGUUGACCACCCUGAGUAUUUUAUAAAACACGCAAUAGUAAACUUUACUAGGAUGUUUUAAGGUUCAUUUUAUACUGUAUAAUCGUUGUCAGCUAUGACUGUUUAAGGAUUAAGAAUAAAUGCGCGUGGGAAAUGUUAUAGCUACUUUUGGAUAAUAAACCUAUAGGUUUAAUUAUGUAUAUAAUGUCUACAAUGUGCCUUAUUAAUCUUAUUAUCAUAUGGAUUUUAUAUCAUUAUGGGACUACCUGUACUGUAGUAAUUUAUUUAUCUGUGACGAAAAUUAAUUUAGUUUUUUUAUGUUGGUGAGCAAUGUAAGUAGAAAAUGCUUUUAUUGUAAGUACCUACGUUGACAGUUGAUUUCCGGUCAAUAUUUAAUGUAACCCUGACGAGUAUUUCGUAUUGAAGUAUAUUUGUAUAGUUCAGGGAUCUCCAAACUACGUCCCGCGGGCCGGAGCCUGGAACAAAAAAUGCCUGGCCUGCAAAAAAUGCCAAAUUCUAUAUAAUUAGACCCGCAUAAAGAGAACAAUAGCCUGGCCGUGACUCUGUUCUAAAAGUUUGGAGGCCGCUGAUAUAGUUAAUAAUUAAUAAUUAUACCCGACAUGUUAUCUAGUAUUAAGUAUAUACGUGGUUUGUUUGUAGUCGUACGUAAAAUUAUUUUUGUAAUAUAAUUAUAACAACUAUAUGUUAUCUAGUUCUUUGAGCAUAUUCAUAAAUAUAUUUUUUACUGCAUUUUAUAUUUGAUUCAUUUACUAAGACAAUAAUUAAUGAAUACUGAGUUAAUUCGAAAUGAACUUGUUGAAUGUUUUAUUUUUCGAUUUAUUUAUAAUCAUAUACGUAAAUGAAAUUAUAAUAACUUAUUGUUCACUGGUCUUCCAUAUAAUACUAAUUAAUUUUAUUUUUCAUGUUAAGUUGAUUGUAUUUUAUUCGUUAAUAUUUUAAAUUUUAUUAAACGAUUUAUACACUCA